UGGUCGGCUCGGUGUUUCCCCAGUGCAGUGACGGCGAGGAAGGGUCGUGUUCAUUUCAGAAGUCAUCAUGGCGCUAACUCCGCCAGUCAAAGAGCACCCAUACAGCCAUCUUAUAGACACACUACAAGAUGGCAAGAUCCAGUUCUUCAAUCUACAGAAAUUAAGUGACCCAAGAUAUGACAAGCUGCCUUUGUCCAUCCGUGUCUUGCUGGAGGCGGCAGUCCGUAACUGCGAUGGCUUCUUCACUAAAGAGGCAGACGUGCAGAACGUUCUGGACUGGCAGCAGCAGCAGAGCAAAGCCGAGGUGCCGUUCUCUCCAGCGAGGGUCCUCCUCCAGGACUUCACUGGUAUUCCUGCCAUGGUGGACCUGGCAGCCAUGAGGGACGCAGUGGCCAAACAGGGCAUGGACCCCAGCCUGGUGAACCCGAAAUGCCCCACAGACCUCAUCGUAGACCACUCAUUACAGAUUGAUUAUAGCAAAUGCCACAGUGCCAUACAGAAUGCUCCUAACCCAGGAGCAGGGGACGGUCAGAGUCAGGGUCCUUCCCGUCCGGCUCCCUCGUGGCGGGGCUCUCAGUGUGGGGUUCAGCGGGGGUCCUGCAGUAAGUCCUCCUGUAGCGACCCUCCACCCGCCGCAGGGCGAGGGUCCGGGCAGCAGAUCGAGAACACGCCGCUCCUCUGUCCCUUCCACCUGCAGCCCGUGUCUGAUACUGAAACAACUCUGAAGAAUCAAGAAAUGGAGCUGAUCAGAAACAAGGAGAGGCUUCAGUUCUUCAAGUGGUGUUCGAAAGCGUUUAAGAACGUGAACGUGGUUCCUCCGGACGUGGGUGCGGUCCACCAGGUGAACCUGGAGUAUCUGUGCAGAGUGGUGCAGGUCAGCGACGGCUUCAUCUACCCCGACAGCGUGGUGGGGACCGACUCCCACACCACCAUGAUCAACGGCCUGGGCAUCCUGGGCUGGGGUGUUGGGGGCAUCGAGUCGGAGGCCGUGAUGCUCGGCCAGCCGGUGUCUCUGACCUUGCCCGAGGUGGUGGGCUGUAAGCUGGUGGGCUCCAUCAACCCUCUGACCACCUCCAUAGACGUCGUGCUCGGCAUCACUAAGCACUUGCGGCAGGCUGGGAUCUCUGGAAAGUUCGUAGAGUUUUUCGGAGCGGGGGUCUCCCAGCUGUCGGCGCCGGACCGUACCACCAUCGCCAACAUGUGCCCCGAGUACAACGCCACCGUCAGCUUCUUCCCCAUCGACCAGGUCACACUGAAGCACUUUAGAAACACAAAUUUUACCCAGGAGAAACUUGAAUUAAUGGAGUCUUACCUGAAGGCUGUAAAACUUUUCCGGAGCUAUGAAGACGCCUCAGAAGACCCCGAGUACUCUGAGGUGAUUGAGAUCAACCUGAGCGCCAUCGUGCCCUGUGUGAGCGGACCCAAGAGGUCUCAGGACAGAGUGGCCGUCAGCAGCAUGAAGGAGGACUUCCAGAGCUGUCUGGAUGAAAAGGUGGGCUUCAAAGGCUUCCACGUCUCGAAGGAGAAGCAGGACGCCCUCGUCCCCUUCCUGCACGGGGGGCAGGAGUACCAGCUGGCUCACGGCUCGCUGGUCAUCGCUGCCGUCAUCAGCUGCACCAACAACUGCAACCCGUCCGUCAUGCUCACCGCAGGUCUUCUUGCCAAAAAGGCUGUGGAGGCGGGGCUUGUUGUGAAGCCUUACAUCCGGACCAGUCUAGCUCCUGGCAGCGGGAUGGUCACUCACUACCUCAGUACCAGCGGAGUCCUGCCUUACUUCAGCCAGCUGGGGUUUGAGGUGAUUGGUUACGGCUGUGCCACCUGUGUGGGGAACACGGCUCCGUUACCUGAAGCCGUCGUGGACGCAAUCAAACAGGGGGACCUGGUGGCCUGCGGGGUCCUCUCUGGUAACAGGCACUUUGAGGGCCGCCUGUGUGACUGCGUGCGGGCGAACUACCUGGCCUCCCCCCCCCUGGUGGUGGCGUACGCUCUCGCCGGCAAGGUGGGAAUCGACUUUGAGAAAGAGCCUCUGGGUGAGACCUCGGAGGGGAAGCAGGUGUUCCUGCGUGACAUCUGGCCGUCCAGGGAGGAGGUCCAACAGACCGAAGAGGACACGGUCAUCUCCUCCGUCUUCAAGGACCUCAGGGGGAGGAUGGAGAAAGGGAACACGCUAUGGAGCAACAUUGAGUGUCCAGAUUCUGUGGUGUUUCCCUGGGAUCACAAGUCCACAUAUAUCCGUUCGCCAUCUUUCUUCAGCAAGUUGGGUAAAGAUGUCCCUCCUCCUCAGUCCAUCGAGAACGCUCACGUCUUGCUGUUCCUCGGGAACAAAGUGACGACGGACCACAUCUCUCCGGCAGGAAGCAUCGCCCGGGUCAGCGCCGCCGCCAAAUACCUGCAGAGCAAACGCCUGACACCGAGGGAGUUCAACUCGUACGGCGCUCGCAGAGGGAACGACGCCGUGAUGACCCGAGGAACGUUCGCCAGCAUCAAGCUGCUAAAUCGCUUCAUCGGCAAACCGGGUCCGAAGACUCUGCACAUUCCCUCAGGCCAGAUGCUGGAUGUCUUCGAGGCGGCAGAUCGUUACCAUAGAGACGGCGUCCCCCUCAUCAUCCUCGCCGGCAAAGACUACGGCUCGGGGAACUCCAGAGACUGGGUCGCUAAGGGACCCUACCUGCUGGGGGUUCGAGCGGUCAUCGCGGAGAGUUUUGAGAAGCUGCACGUGAAGCAGCUGGUGGGGGUGGGCAUCGCGCCGCUGCAGUUUCUGCCCGGCGACAGCGCCGACUCUCUGGAGCUCAGCGGGAAGGAGAGGUUCAGCGUGACUCUGCCCGAGAGCCUGAGCCCGAGGCAGCAGCUCACUGUCAAGACAAGCCAAGGAAAGUCCUUCCUGGUCACCGCACUGUUCGACACGGAGAUGGACGUUAUCUUUUUCCAGCACGGAGGCCACCUCAGAUAUGUUGCUCGGACUUUUCUCUGAAGGCAAAGCUCUUCUCACCGCCAUCAUAUUACCAGUUAGUCUUCAGCAUGGAUGAAAAACAUUAAGCUAACGGAGCAACGUAGCGGCGGAUGAUCCGUCUGUUUGAGGUGGAUCAACAUCUCCGGACUUUUGGAGUUUUCGUUUUCAGACCGAGCUGCUUCUCCGUCACCACACAUGGUUGUUCCUGCAGUCGUGUCUCCUCACAGAACAGAAACAGAGACGUGAUGACAUUGUGUUUUAUUGUUUUGGAAACCAGAUUUUCAGCGUACUGACUUUUCUUUCUUCAUGGAGGGGAGCCGAGGAGAACUGAAUCUGCUUCUGUUGUCGUCUGACACGGUGCUGCAGCAUGAAUACUUUUUAUUUUUAAGGGUGUGUCGUAGCCUGUUUUUUUAUCAACAUCCCAGUCUUAUUAUGCAGGAUUGAUGUCAAUUGCCCAUAUUUCCCAUUGUGGCUUUAUCAUUUUAUGUAAAUUAAUGUUCUGUUUAUUUGAUACAAAUUCCAUUUUACAAUUGUCUCCCAUAGCUCAAUUUGUGUUUUGUGGAAACUAUGGAGGUUUUGCUUUUUCACAAUGGCUUCUUCCUAACAUCUGACAGUCCUCUGUAUCACAAUAAAGCUACAUUAUGAGUCAG
Trematomus bernacchii (emerald rockcod) is the source of this 3600-nucleotide messenger RNA. It is a transcript of the gene ireb2, whose product is annotated as iron-responsive element binding protein 2. NCBI's taxonomy places the organism in Eukaryota, Metazoa, Chordata, Actinopteri, Perciformes, Nototheniidae. Gene Ontology annotation, molecular function: aconitate hydratase activity; 4 iron, 4 sulfur cluster binding; iron-responsive element binding. The record is from RefSeq and is a predicted model, not a curated record. Gene Ontology annotation, biological process: tricarboxylic acid cycle; citrate metabolic process. Gene Ontology annotation, cellular component: cytosol; mitochondrion.